AUGCUAUCCCUAGUCAGAGCCCAAGCUAGACAAGCCUCCAAGAGAGCAUUCUCCACCACCAGAGCAGCCGGUGCCCAUUUCGAAGAAGGGGUCUACUCAAAUUUACCUUUCAAAGUCCACAACAGAAGAAUCCCAUUUGCUGUUUUACACUUCGCCUUUUUCGGUUUAGGCUUUGCUAUCCCAUUCGUUGCCUGUGGUGUUCAAUUGAAAAGAUCUGGUGCUUGGUGA
Molecule: messenger RNA, 228 nt
Organism: Hansenula anomala
Lineage: Eukaryota; Fungi; Ascomycota; Saccharomycetes; Phaffomycetales; Wickerhamomycetaceae
Gene: COX8
Product: cytochrome c oxidase subunit VIII
Exons: 1
Coding region: 1-228 (75 amino acids)
Biological process (GO): mitochondrial electron transport, cytochrome c to oxygen
Source: RefSeq, a predicted model, not a curated record